Molecule: messenger RNA, 2036 nt
Organism: Magallana angulata
Lineage: Eukaryota; Metazoa; Mollusca; Bivalvia; Ostreida; Ostreidae
Product: cell death abnormality protein 1-like
Exons: 9
Coding region: 1-1473 (490 amino acids)
Molecular function (GO): scavenger receptor activity
Source: RefSeq, a predicted model, not a curated record
AUGAGUGUAACAUUGUUAGAAUAUAUGUUAACAGUUAAUGUCGCCCUCAAUAAACCAACAUACCUACUGAAGCCCUUUAAUGACGCCAGUAACGCUGUAAAUGGAUAUAAACCAACCCUGAGUUCUAGUGAAGCUGAAUGUGUCUUUUCAUAUCCUGGACAAAUUGGCAUAUGGUGGGUGAACCUUACCAACAUCUACAGCAUCCAUCACAUCACCAUCUACUUCCUGGCAGGAAAUGACCCAUGGGGACCUUCUAACCGCUUUACAAGGAAAGUUCUUGGAUCCUCUGUGUACGUCUCCAACACAACAGACAGACUACAGGGUACACUGUGUUACAGUGCACUAGACAAUAUACCUGCUGUCUUCACCAUCACCUGUCCUGUACAUGGACAAUACGUCAUCUACUACAACGAGAGACUACCAGGAGUUACCUAUCCUGACAAGUACUCUAAGAGUGUUACCAUUAUUCUCUGUGAAGUGGAGGUGUAUGGAUGUCCUGCUACCGGAUAUUUUGGGUCCAACUGUUCCGUUCCCUGUCCAGACAUCAACUGUCAGUACUGUCACAUAGAGACUGGCACCUGUCAGGGCUGUAAACCUGGAUACAAUGGGCACCGGUGUGAAUUAACUUUUAAAAGAGAAUUGUACGCUGCUCCCCGCAGUCAAACCUGUGGUCACUGCCGUGACGUAAAGCAGUGCUCCAGUGUCAAUGGAACAUGCUUAACUGGAUGUGAUGCUGGUUUUAAAGGAGACUUGUGUAAAACUGCUUGUGACAGAGGGUCGUAUGGUUACGACUGCAAUGAGACAUGUGGACAUUGUCGUGACGUAAACCAGUGUUCCAAUAUCAAUGGGACAUGUUUGACUGGAUGUGGUGUUGGUUAUCAAGGUGGCCUGUGUAAAACUCCUUGUGAAGGGGGAACAUAUGGUGCUGGUUGUAAAGAAACAUGUGGAUACUGCCGUGACGUAAACCAGUGCUCCAUCAACAAUGGGACUUGCUUAACUGGAUGUGAUGCUGGUUUUAAAGGAGACUUGUGUAAAACUGCAUGUGACAGAGGGUCGUAUGGUUAUGACUGCAAAGGAACAUGUGGACAUUGUCGUGACGUAAACCAGUGUUCCAAUAUUAAUGGGACGUGUUUGACUGGAUGUGUUGCUGGUUAUCAAGGUGACCUGUGUAAAACAACAUGUGACAGAGGGACGCAUGGUUUUGUAUGCAAUGAAACAUGUGGACAUUGUCGUGACGUAAACCAGUGUUCCAAUAUCAAUGGAACAUGUUUGACUGGAUGUGAUGCUGAUUAUCAAGGAAACCUGUGUAAAACUCCUUGCCCCGUUGGAUAUUUUGGAGAAGACUGUUCUGAGACCUGUAUCAACAGUUACACCUGUGACGGUUGUACCGAUGUCAGUGGUUCGUGUGAUUAUGGCUGCCGUCCUGGAUGGAUUGGAUACUUCUGUCAAAAAUGUAUUUAUUUACACACAUAAUUUAAUUCAGCAUUGAGUUUUUAAAAAAUCGGAACAAAUGUAUAUUAUUAUACGUAUAUCAAUUUUACCAAAUGUGAAAACAUUAACUGCAUGCAAGACGAAAAUAAAAAGAAUUCUUAUUUCAUUUUGAAGUUUAUGGACAAAUUUAAAUCGUGUAAAAACAUUGUUUAAAUGUGAACGGGUUGAUUGAAACUACUGUGGAAUCAUUAGAAUUCGUGGUGGCUCAAUUUUCGUGGCAUUCGUGGGAAGCCCUUCCACACGAAUUUACCUCCUCAACGAAAAAAAAAUUAGAAAGAGUAUUCCUUCUUACUGAAUCUGAAAACUGACGCACCAACGAAAUUACAUCCCCACAAAUAAACAAAAAACCAACAAUCCACGAAAAUUGACCCCCACGAAUUUAAAUGAUUCCACAGUAUACUUAGGCGUAACUGAAUUUGGUGUAUUAGAAUCCAAUAUGUUGAUAGGUAAGUGUUUAUAUAUUUUUUUUCUAUUACUUCAAACAGAGAAACCAAAAAAACACAUAAACAGACGAACAAAUUAUCACAAAACAUACAUUUUAUAUA